AUUUUACUGCCUUGUUCACAAUGCUAGGAACACCAUGUCAAGUUUGUACCGAGAAUCCUUCAAAGUACAAAUGUCCAACGUGUAAAAUACCUUACUGCUCACUCAACUGCUUUAAGAAGCACAAAGAGAUACCAUGUUAUGAAACUAAGGUGCAGCAAGCGCCCGCUAUACAGGAAUCACAGCAGAAAACAUCCUCCAGCAAAGAUGUGCUAAAGGACGACGAUGAAUUCCUUCUGAGUCAAGAGCAACUGCGCAACUUGAGUCGAUCAGAAGCAAUCCAUGAUUACCUUAAACAUCCACAAAUCCGCAACUUGAUAUCCGCCAUUGAUUCAUCCAAAGACCCCGCCAAAAUGCUGGAUCAAGCUCGACAAAAUGACCCUGUAUUCGGCAAGCUCGUUGAAGAGAUGUUAUAUACAGUAACAGGCAAGAAGGCGGGAGAAGAUGAAACCUCAUGAUAGACUUCCGAACGCUUCCUUUAUUAUAUUU
Molecule: messenger RNA, 486 nt
Organism: Umbelopsis ramanniana AG
Lineage: Eukaryota; Fungi; Mucoromycota; Umbelopsidomycetes; Umbelopsidales; Umbelopsidaceae
Exons: 4
Coding region: 21-455 (144 amino acids)
Biological process (GO): box C/D snoRNP assembly; snoRNA localization; maturation of LSU-rRNA from tricistronic rRNA transcript (SSU-rRNA, 5.8S rRNA, LSU-rRNA)
Cellular component (GO): pre-snoRNP complex; nucleus
Source: RefSeq, a predicted model, not a curated record